AUGGGAGCCUGCAAUGACUUUGAUAUUGUAAUCAAGGGGGCGGGUGGUCACGCUUCUCAGCCUGAGCUUUGCAUUGACCCCAUCGUGGUCGCCGCUCAUGUAGUGACAAGCCUGCAGACGAUUGUGUCGCGCCGCAUCGGCGCUCUGAAGGCUCCCGUGCUGAGCAUCUCUACGUUUCACGGUGGGACUGGCAGCUACAACGUGAUCCCCGACACUGUACACUUACGAGGCACCCUGCGCUGCCUGGACCGCGACGUUCAAGCACGUGUUCCUGGAAUGGUAGAGGAAAUUGUCGCUGGCGUGGCGAAGGCGCACGGUGCCCAACAUGAGGUGAGUUGGCUGGAGCCUAACAUCGUAACGUACAACGAUCCAGCAGCUUAUGAAGUUGUGAAGUGUGUUGCAAAACGUGUAGUUGGGGGUGCUUCUUUUGAGGAGCUUCAGACAGCGCUGAUGGGCGUUGCGGAUUUCUCGGAGUAUGCUGCAAAGGUGCCAGGCUGUCUGUUCUGGCUUGGGGUGGGGGAAGAUGCCAAGGAUUCGGCAAACAGCCAUAAUUAUAGUUCACGGUUUCACAUGAACGAGGCAGCCAUGGAAGAAGGUGUGAAGAUGUUUGUAGGGUUGUUGGCCACACUGUCAAUGUCAGGUGGCUCUUUGGCUGGCUAG
Messenger RNA from Trypanosoma grayi, 660 nucleotides. Its product is annotated as aminoacylase. NCBI's taxonomy places the organism in Eukaryota, Euglenozoa, Kinetoplastea, Trypanosomatida, Trypanosomatidae. The record is from RefSeq and is a predicted model, not a curated record. Gene Ontology annotation, molecular function: hydrolase activity. The coding region runs from base 1 to 660 and encodes 219 amino acids. The transcript has a single exon.